Messenger RNA from Lytechinus variegatus (green sea urchin), 1753 nucleotides. RefSeq names its product glutaredoxin-related protein 5, mitochondrial-like (gene glrx5). Lineage: Eukaryota; Metazoa; Echinodermata; Echinoidea; Temnopleuroida; Toxopneustidae. The record is from RefSeq and is a predicted model, not a curated record. The transcript is spliced from 2 exons. The coding region runs from base 150 to 608 and encodes 152 amino acids.
AAUUGUGUAAAUAAAAAGACUAGUUUUCCCAUGCCUCAGAAAUUGCGUAAUUUUUCAUGAUCUCCGUUUCGUCAUAAAUUCUAUCUCUUUUGCUUCAUCAGUUCAUAUUUUCAUAAUUACAUCACCAGCUUUAAUCAUAGGAAAAGAUCAUGUCGCUGUUUACUCAAAUUAUUCGGCCGUCUUCCAGGCUUUUUCGUAGUUUCCAGGCGACCGGUCUCCCACACUGCCAGCUACGAUUGCUUUCAUCGGAGCUGAAAGAGCGGAUCGACGGGCUAGUUCAGGGGAAGAAGGUAGUCGUGUUUAUGAAGGGUGUUCCAGAGCAGCCGCAGUGUGGAUUCAGCAAUGCUGUUGUACAGAUCUUGAGGAUGCAUGGAGUGGACAGCUAUGAAAGUCAUAACAUCUUAGAGGAUGAUGACCUGCGGCAAGGUAUCAAGGAAUACUCAGAAUGGCCGACAAUCCCUCAGAUUUAUUUGGAUGGUGAGUUUGUAGGAGGAUGUGACAUCAUGAUUCAGAUGCAUCAGACAGGUGACUUGAUUGAGGAACUAAAGAAAGUCGGAAUCACAUCAGCGUUACUCGAUGCACCCAAGGAAGAUGAACCAUCAAAAUGAUACUUAAAUAUUUUGGAGGAUACUUUUACUCUUGGACAAUUCAUGAAAACUGGAAAAUCCACUUUCAAGAAGCCAUAACUGAUGUGCUGUUUAAAUAGUAGGAAUAACAGUGAUAGUAUAUAAUCAUGUUUUUUUUUUAAGAUUUCAUAAUGCAGGUUACUGGUAUUCAUUUUACCUCUGCAAAAGUGUGGGGGCAUCUAGCUCUUAGUAAAGAAAUAUGGAAACUCGCACAAGUGUUUAUAGUGAUGGCAGUCUAUGGGCAUUUUGUUGCCUUAGAUUUGAGCUCUAAAUGAAAAAAAAAAUGAAUUAAAAGUAAUCCUUGUUAAGUCACUGACCUUACCUUUGAACAUUGAGGGGGUGGGGCAAAUAAUCCCUGGAGGUGUUUCUCCCAUGUAUUGUAUUGUACACUGCAAAGGGAGAGCACCCCCCCCCCCCUCUCAUCUGUAAGGUAGUGCCAACUAAUUGGAUGAGAUAUAGCCUAAUGCUUGGUGUAUUCACUUUCAUAAAAAUUUAACCAUUAAUAUCAAUUUUGGAUUCGAGAUAUUAUGAUUAUGACUCAAGUCUUGAUUUUUUUAGAUAACUUGUGCUUUUAGGGGCUUGUAACACUUUCAUCUCUGGUGCACAGCUAUAUUAACUGAUUAGCUGUCUUACUAUAUGCUUACUUGCUACAGGCUGUCUCGAGAAAAUGAGAUAAUAGAUUUCAUCAUGUGAGGUGAUAAAUGAAACAUGUACAUGUAUAUGAACAGUGUAGAGGGUGAUGGUGUCAUAUUUGUAUGAAAGUUCAUAUUUGUAUGAACGAGUCUGAUGUUGAAAUGAAUCAUCCAAAUUCAAUAUCGAGGAAGUAUCUCUACAAGGUUCUAAACUUGCCUCUUGUCAGAAGAUUAAUAUUGAAAGUGGAAAAAAAAACUUUAGCCAUUCGAUGAACUACCAUAUUUAAAUUGGAUGGAGUGCUUCUUUGCUGUGAGUAGAUAAAACUCCAGAUUAUUCUUUGAGGCUCAACAUAAAAUUUGCACCAAACUAUCAUUUUUGUUUAAGCAUAUUUAUGUGUUCCUGUCAAGCAGGAUAUGGAUUGUUCUAUACAAACAAAUUUGUAUUUUGUGAAUGAAUUCAUAAUAUUAAAUGGACAUAAACAAUGAUAUUCAGUU